This is a messenger RNA of Agrilus planipennis (emerald ash borer), 3897 nucleotides long. It is a transcript of the gene Su(Tpl), whose product is annotated as RNA polymerase II elongation factor Ell. Gene Ontology annotation, cellular component: transcription elongation factor complex. Gene Ontology annotation, molecular function: cis-regulatory region sequence-specific DNA binding. The transcript has 9 exons. The record is from RefSeq and is a predicted model, not a curated record. Gene Ontology annotation, biological process: snRNA transcription by RNA polymerase II; positive regulation of transcription elongation by RNA polymerase II; transcription elongation by RNA polymerase II. Bases 218 to 2557 code for a protein of 779 amino acids. Lineage: Eukaryota; Metazoa; Arthropoda; Insecta; Coleoptera; Buprestidae.
GUCAGUUCAUUAGUACAAGUAAUUGCUCACUUCAAAAAAUUCGGUUGCUGUUGCUAGUCACUUACAAAUAAUUUUUAAAUUGUGAAAAAGUAUUGUGUUAACAUUUUUGUGUUUUUAUUUUCCGAUUCUUUUUUUUUCAUAGUGAGUAAUGAUUACGGAACGUGAUUUGACUUGAUUAAACGUCAGCUGGUUGUACAGUCCGAUAAAAUCGACAGAAAUGGCGGCGCUCUGUCCAGGUGUUCAGUAUGGCUUGUCAUCGCAAGAAAGUUUCGGUGAAAAUAAAGACUUAAUAUUUGUGAAAUUAACAGAUUCUGCUUUACGUGCAAUAGAGGAAUAUCUAAGAAAUCAGAGUAAACUAAGUCAGAAUCCCACGAUAAAGUUCGUAGGAAAUGAAGGGAAAUUGUCCUUUCCGUCACUUCAAAAUGGCUGCACAAUGUUCAAUUUCUCGAUGUCGAGUACGGCUGAUAUGGAAGGCCCGGGGGGCAGUUUCGAAUGCAUUAAACAAUCAGCCGCACCGAGGGGAGCUCUGGAAGCUCUCGGGGCUAUUCCACACAAAAUUCGAAUACACGCCAACGAAGACGUCUAUGAAGCUACGAGACACCGAAUGACAGUCGCGGAAGAGAAUCACAAAAAUAAAUGCACAAGAGAAAUUAAACCGAACCAGAAUGACAUAGGUAGGAAGGUUAAGGUGAAGCAACUGCCAGGACGGACCGUGUCGUCAACCACGGCAGUGCCGCCCCCGUCUUCGCGGAGGGAUGCACCCCCUAUUCGGGAAAGUCUGCUCAAAUCGCCGAACCAAACAAAUCUGAACUCCAAGACUCCGCCAUUAUACGCGAAUAGCAACGGUUUGACCAACGGCUUGGGAAGCAGUUACGCCAACAAUUCCCGUCCUUUGCAAAAUAAACCCUCCAUGCCUGAGAUUAUGCGAAGACCAAUCAAAGAACGUUUGAUUCACCUUCUUGCCUUGAGACCGUUCAAAAAGCCCGAAUUAUACGAAAGGCUCGUACGAGAGGGUUUGCGGGAGAAGCAUAGCAUGACGUCCAUUUUAAAGCAGAUUGCAUACAUGAAAGACAACGCGUACCACCUGAACAGGGCUAUGUGGAACGAUGUGAGGGAAGAUUGGCCGUUUUAUACAGAGAGUGAAAGACAAGCGCUGAAAAGACGAAAACCACAGAACCUUACUCCGCCAGGCAGUAGCGACGGUGGUAGUUCGGGCAGCGGUCAGUCACCGACCAGCACACACCCAGGCUCACCUCCACCGCCCAUAUCAACAACCCCGUCGUCCAAACGGCCCGGCUAUUACGACGGUGCCGACGGCCUGCCCACCAAAAGGCAACGCAUCUCUCACUAUCGCAAACCCUCCGAGCAAGUGGUGUGCAGGUCACCGGUCGAAAAUAACAGUCAAAGACGACCGGUGACCGAUUCUCGGGACGCAAGCAACAUGAACCCUCGCAGCAGGGAAAUGCCGUUGACGCCAUCUUCGACGAACGGUCACUACUACAACAAUAACGGAUAUCCAACUAACGGUUUCGGUCCCCACCUUAGCGAAGACGACGACGACGAUGAGGAAGACAUAGACGCUACCAUGGUUGACGUUUCGACCCCUGUUACCGUCUCGCGUAGCAGCAGUAACAGCAACAGCAACAACAUUAACAACAACAAACAACGGCCUUGUGAUAGUCAUAAUAUUAAUAAUAAUAAUAACAGUAGUUGUUUGAAUUUUGGUGUUAGUCGUGAAAAGUCGUCAUCGCCUUUCGGGGGUGGCAGUAACGGUAAUAGUAACGGUGGCGGGUCACCGUUACUCGCCGUAAGUGGCGGUAGUGCGAAGCAGUCGCCCAAAAAGAACGGAUUCGUUGUUAGUUCAUCUUCGGUUGUCGGUGGUAGUGGCGGAGGCGGAGGCGGAGGCGGCGGGGGUGGCACCCCAACAAAUGUGGUUGCGAACGAGAAUAAUAAAGUUGUGCGGGUGAACGAGCCGGCGGUUGUGACGCAAACGAAUAAUAACGGCAGCAAGUACGCGGACUACGUCAAAACUCAUUCGAACAACAACAACAGCAGCAGCACCAAAAAACAGCAGCAACAGUCGCAAGAGGUGAAUGGAACGUUGCAGAGGCAUGCUGAACAAGUUUCGGCAACGGAUUCAGGACCUCCUCCACCCCCUGCCGAUGUACAAAAACAAAAGACCCUGGCUGAAGUGGAUCCCACACCGGAGUUCCCGGAUUAUUUGACUGAGUACACCACCAUUAAAAACUCGGAUCAACGGCGAAGGUAUAAGGCAGACUUCAAUGCUGAUUACAGUGAAUAUAAGCAACUUCAUGCCGUUGUGGAAAAAGUGUCCAGAAGAUUCGCUGAACUGGAAGAAAGACUUCGCCAAACCGACAAACACAGUCCGAAGUACAAGGAAAUAAGAAAGCAAAUAGUAAAAGAGUACAGGGAAAACAAGCAGGAUUUGGGUCACCAGAGGGAUAAAAGACGAUUCCAAUAUUUACACGAAAAAUUGUCGCACAUCAAGAGGCUGGUGCUGGAGUAUGACCAGACAAAUGCAGAAAAAAGGUACUGACCUUGGGCGAAGGCCCAUUGGCCACCAGCCCAAGACGUCAAUGAGCAUUGCUAUGGACAAAAUACGCCUUGUACUACUAUUACUAUAACUAUAGCUAAAUCUUCGCUACUUGUUACAUCACCAUCACUACCCUUCUUACUACUGUUAUUUAUAUUUUUAAGAACUUAUUUUCUUCCUGUUAAUAUUAGUAUGACACUUCAGUAAUGUUAUUUUACUGUUGCUGCCAAUUUACCGCGUCGCCGUAGUUUGUUUUUUGAUUGUUAGUCAGAGUUUUGUGUAUGUAUUAUCGAAUGUUGUUUACGUUGAGUUUAAGUUUUUUUUAAUAGUUGUGCAGUUUUUAUAAUUCGUUGGGUUGGAGCUCAGUCUUGCUCAAUUACCAUUUGUGAUAUGCCGCGACGGAGUUAACAAAUAACUUCGCACGGGGCCAACUUUUAAGUCACCCGACGAUUUAUGUUACAUUAAUUCGUACGUUAACUACACGCUCGUUUCGCGACCCCCUGUCUUUUUAUUUUAAUUUUCCCUAAGUAAUUUUACCAAGUGUUAUAGUUACGGUUAGGUUUGAACUUUUAGAAAAAUUUGUUUUUAGCGAAUGAUAAUUAAUUUACUAUCUAUACAAUGACUGCUAAAUAAACGCAUAUCUAUCCUGGAUUUUCUAUUUGCUUAUUUCGUUAGUGAGAAAGGCCGAGUUUUACAAGAAAUAGUCUAUGGUCGACCCACAUUUGAAAAUGGCCCUCAUGACGGUGAGUUUAAAUAUGUUUUCUAGAAAAAGUUUUAUUAUUCCUUUAACUUAUUGUAAUCAUUCAUAAUAUUUAGGAUUACUCGAAUUAUUUUGGUCUAAAUCUACAAUCUAAACAAAAGUUGAUUUCGUUGAAUAUGAAAUAAUAUAUCAUUAAUAACAACUGACAACUACAAAAAAAAAUUGCACCACCAAAAUAAUUAUGUGUAACUAUUAAAGUGGUCCUAAAUAUAAUGAAUUAUUAGAUUAACUACUUACAAGGGAUAAUAAAAAAAGUUUUUUAGAAAACUUAUUAAUCGCACCGUUGCGGGUGCCAUUUUGUACUCAUAUCGAUUGUAGUCUUUUGACGGUGAAUUUUGCAUCUGUCUUACAUAUCAUGUUUUGUAGAAUUCGUAGAAAUUGAGUUAAAAUCUUUGAUACAUUAGACAAAGAUAAAAUACAAUAAAAUUGUAUAUCAUGAUAACAAUUUGUUUUGCAAAAUUUUUAAAAUUUUUCCUAUGAAUUAUUAACUUCACUACUAAAAUGGUGACAGCAUUUUACAAAAAUAAAUUAAAUUAUUUGCUAAUCGUAAAGUAUCAAAUUUUGUUUAAUAUUCUUGUUAAAG